Messenger RNA from Penicillium lagena, 1326 nucleotides. RefSeq names its product isoaspartyl peptidase/L-asparaginase. NCBI's taxonomy places the organism in Eukaryota, Fungi, Ascomycota, Eurotiomycetes, Eurotiales, Aspergillaceae. The record is from RefSeq and is a predicted model, not a curated record. The transcript has a single exon. Gene Ontology annotation, molecular function: hydrolase activity. The coding region runs from base 1 to 1326 and encodes 441 amino acids.
AUGUCCGACCUACCAACCUUCAAGCCCGCAUUGAUCCUGCACGGCGGCGCAGGCAACAUCCAACGCUCCAAAAUCCCACCAGAUCUCUACGCCAGCUACCACGCCUCGCUACAAUCCUUCCUGCGCUCGACCUACGCGCUUCUCAAUGAAGGCGCCAGCGCCCUCGACGCGGCAGUGCAUUGUGUCUCGCUACUGGAAGAUGACGAGCUGUUCAAUUCCGGUCGCGGCAGCGUGUUCACCAAAGCGGGAACCAUCGAAAUGGAAGCUUCGGUGAUGGUCACGUCGCUCCGCGACGACCCUAAUCAGGAGGGCCAGGGCGCAAUCAAGCGCGGCGCAGGCGUGAUGGGGAUCAGGAAUGUCCGCAAUCCUAUCCGUCUCGCUCGCGAAUCUCUUUUACGUUCUGGCGUCACUGCAGACGGCGAGCCCUCCAACGAUGGAGGGUGUCUGCACUCCCAGCUCGUCGGGCCACAUGUCGAGAAGAUGGCUAGCGAAUGGGGGCUCAAAUUUGAGCCGGACGAGUACUUUCGGACGCAGCGCCGCUGGGACGAGCACCGGCGCGGCCUGAAGGGUGAGGAAGAUCCCAUCUUUAUGAGCCAGGGUACUGUGGGCUGUGUCUGCUUGGACCAGUGGGGCAAUCUGGCGGUUGCAACUAGCACGGGUGGAAUGACCAACAAGCUUCCCGGCCGGAUUGGCGAUACGCCUACGCUGGGCACGGGGUUCUGGGCUGAGUCCUGGGAGGAAGCAUCCAGCGGUACCGCUGGGAGUGGUGAUUCCAACGCCGGUGCCUUUUCGGUCAACGACCUGGUCCAGGAGGCACGGUCCUGCAUGACGGAUUGUUUUCCCGGUUGCAUGAGGGAUUCGCCUUCUCCGUCCCUGCCCGUUCGAGAGCAUUCCGCAUCUGAAAAGGCGCCGCUACUGUAUCAAGGAGCCGCAUCUCAACAUCGAACUAAGAAGCGAGCCAUUGCCGUCUCCGGAACUGGAAACGGUGACUCGUUCCUUCGCGUUGCAGCCUCCCGCACCGCUGCCGCCAUGCUACGAUUCGGCUCGUCUGACAAGUCCCUUGCUGACGCAGUCACCGCCGUUGCCGGGCCAGGCGGCGACCUGCAACGCUCCGCUGGACCGCGUUGGAAGAAGACAGGUGAAGGCGAGGGCGGUAUGAUUGGCAUCGAAGCUGACACGGGACCCGCUGCUGCUGAUAAAAAGCUUCGCCGUGGCAAGGUUGUCUUCGAUUUCAACAGCGGGGGCAUGUGGCGUGCUUGGGUUGAAGAGGAUGAGAAUGGGAAUGAUGUCGAGAGGGUUAUGGUUUUCAGGGGGGAAUAUAAAUAA